CUACGUCACAAGAAAUUGCUGACUGAGUUUACCAAGUGGGAACCCUGUGGUACAGCUUGCUAAGGCAAUCAAKUGGAACAAUGUACAUGUCAUCAGAAGUUCGAGUGAGUUGGUCUGUUGAAGGAGUUCUUCAAGACUAAGGAUACCUGAGUCUAGAAGUUGGUCAACGUGUUAUGGAGAUUUCAGACGAAGCUGUACAUUUUGUAAGAACUGAGUUGUCAAAAUCUUUCAACAAUCACAGAAUAAUUAUUGCUCCGUCUAAAGUUGAAGUGUAUUCUGCGAAGACAAAAGACUUCCUUAAAAAGCCUUCUGAUGUGAAGUGGAGUUUAGUAGGAUCAGGGAUUUUAGCUGUUGUUUAUGAUACAAAAGAGAAUAGCGAUCGACUACAGCUGUGCUUAACAUCGCCAAAGACAGCCAACAUAAUAUGGCAGGAAAAUAUAGUUCCUUUUACGACUAUUGAUAGUCCUCAUCCCACUUUUCAUACUCUUACUAGCACACGAAAUUACCAGGAAAGGACUGGGAUACUCUACCAAAACAAGGCUGUAGCAAGACUUGUCUUUCAGGUCAUGAGUAUGUUCACCUCACAGACUCGUUCUCAAAGUUCCAAGAAAGUUUUACGUUCUCAGUCAUUUUGUGUUGCUCCUAGACCUAAAGCCACGCCAGGAGCUCGGGACGUGAAAAAUACACUGGAAAUAUGUACUAUAGCGUUAUCUAAAGUUCAUGUUCAGCGAGUAUUUAGUACCUCUAGUUCUUCACCUAAGGUAUCUGGGCCAAUGACGGCCAGUAUAUGUGUCCAACGUCCACCACAAAGAAUGACAUUUACACCAGAAAGAAAAUUAUCAAGUCCCCCUGCGAUUAUUAAAAGAAGAGGAACUGUUCCAUUAAGCCUGUUGACAACUGAUUUAUGUACAACUGAGCUUUAAUUAAAGUCUCAUAGGAAUACUAAAUAGGAAAUGGAACGAAAGUUUUAAUAUUGGGAUUGACGCGAUGGAAAUUAAUUAUUUCGAUGAACAGCUUGCGUUCAUGUAAUUAUUAUUGAACGUUAAUAGAGCUUCUCUAGUUUGGGCUGGUUCUUCGUUUUUAAUAUGCUUUAUAGAAGAUAAUAUAGUGAAAAAGCUUUCUGUAUAUAUUUUAUGAACGCUUUGCAAAGUGAAAUAUUGAUGAAGACRCUAAACUGUUUGAGUUUAUAAUGCACACAUAAACCUACUGUUUGUUAUGUUAUGGUCUGAUAUUGGUAUAUUGAUUGAUGACCGGAAAUGACAAAGAAAACCCUUCGAAUUUCUUCUUUGAGCCAUGGCAAUGAAAGAAGAGUAAUUUCUAGUUUAAUUGCUGGGAAUUUAAGAACCAAUUUUGGAGAAUUUCAUCUCUUUUAAUAGCUAAUGCCAUUGUUUCACAUGAAAUACUUUCACUUCAACUUUUUUUUCGUUGGAAAAGUGAGCCCAUAUACGACCAGGUUCAUGAGUUCAAGCAUGCAAAUCAAUCCGCAAAAACACUCUCUAUGAAGAUAUAAAGGUUUUGCGGUUUUGAGGGAGAAUUAAACAAAUCGCUGGAUUUCCUGUAUCUUUKGAACGAACUGUUCUUGAGCCACUAGCAUCAACGACUUGCCUAGCUUCUAAGKUGAUUUUCCCGCCAUCAAAAACCACGUCGGACGACUCUGUACUUUGAUGUUGAGCGAAAAUUUUCCAAAGCUAAAUAYAUAAUUCAUUUGGCGUUGUAAACUAUACAGAUCAUCAAUCAAAAAGUCAUUAUACUAAUCUUAGAUGUUUGAAGAAUCAAAACACAUUGGGUGGGGCUAAGCUGCGGCUGAAUGGGGUCAACUGACAUUUUAUCUUAAAAGGUUUAAACAAUUUUCAAAUAGUCAAAGACGCACCCUGCACUUUCGUAAAACAAUUUGUUCUAUGAAUUAGCAUCAAAAACUGCUUUUUAAAGUAAAUAUUUUGGUUUUAAGAGGGUUCUCUACGGUGCACUUUAUUGGGUUUCGCUGAUUGCACUCAAAUGGCUUCCUCGACACUGAAAUGGUUUUCCUUAACACCUUCAAAUGAAUGGAAAUCAGACUAAAAGCUAACUUAUAUAUUACUUGCCUGUAUUUAUGUUGCMAUGAGGAGAAAUUAAGAGAGCAUAAUUUAUGUUCGGAGAAAUUCAAGGACCAUGCACUUGGAUUCGAUCUCAAAAGUUGAUGAGAUCAAAGCACUUACACUUAAAUGGAUUCCGCACCCAAGACUUCGGCGUCUUUUAAUCUACCAGGUCGCAAGACAUAAUUCACUUACGGAAUUGAACUUUUAGGAAUUGUUUAUCAGUUGAUUACCGAGAAUAUACCUGAGUUCAUGAAAA
This is a messenger RNA of Actinia tenebrosa (Australian red waratah sea anemone), 2331 nucleotides long. RefSeq lists its product as uncharacterized. NCBI's taxonomy places the organism in Eukaryota, Metazoa, Cnidaria, Anthozoa, Actiniaria, Actiniidae. The record is from RefSeq and is a predicted model, not a curated record.